This is a messenger RNA of Tinamus guttatus (white-throated tinamou), 1085 nucleotides long. RefSeq names its product alpha 1,4-galactosyltransferase (P1PK blood group) (gene A4GALT). Gene Ontology annotation, biological process: glycosphingolipid biosynthetic process. NCBI's taxonomy places the organism in Eukaryota, Metazoa, Chordata, Aves, Tinamiformes, Tinamidae. Gene Ontology annotation, molecular function: galactosyltransferase activity. The record is from RefSeq and is a predicted model, not a curated record.
AUGCGCAGGAUGCCCGGCUGUCUGCUAAAACUGACCCGGGUGAUGCUGAACCACAGGCUGGGGGCCCUGUUCAUCAUCGUCUUCAAGUUCUUGUCCUUCGCCUCCAUCCUGCUGUACUGGAGAGCCACGGAGGACCCGAAGGUCAGGGGCCAGCUCUAUGUCUCACCUAUUGAGAUCCACUGUGCUCGCUCGGUGCCGUCUCCUCCCCGUGCCGCUGCUGAGGGGCCCCCUCCUCCGCCGGGGGACGUGUUUUUUGUGGAGACCUCAGAGCGCACCAACCCGAAUUACCUCUUCCUGUGCUCCGUGGAGUCGGCGGCCCGGACCCACCCUGGCACGAGGGUUGUGGUGCUCAUGAAAGGCUUGGCCAAGAGCAACGCCUCGCUGCCCAACCACUGGGGUUUCUCGUUACUCAGCUGCUUCCCCAACGUGGAAAUUCGGCCCCUGGAUUUGCAGGAGCUUUUCUCUGGGACGCCUCUGGCAGAGUGGUACCUGCAGGCUCAGCAGCGCUGGGAGCCUUAUUUCUUGCCCAUCUUGUCAGACGCCUGCAGAAUUGCCAUCAUGUGGAAAUUUGGUGGCAUCUACCUGGACACGGACUUCAUUGUGCUUAAGAACUUAAAGAACCUCACAAACGUGCUCGGUACCCAGUCCAAGUACGUGCUGAACGGGGCCUUCUUGUCCUUCAAGCCCAAGCACAAGUUCAUGGAGCUCUGCAUGCAGGACUUUGUGGAGAACUACAACAGCUGGAUCUGGGGGCAUCAGGGCCCCCAACUCCUAACACGUGUCUUCAAGAAGUGGUGCUCCAUUAGGAGUCUUAGGAGCAGCAGGAGCUGCAAAGGGGUGAGUGCUCUUCCCCGGGAAGCUUUUUAUCCCAUCCGGUGGCAGGACUGGAAGAAGUACUUUGAAGUAGUCAGCUCUUCAGAGCUUCACCAGCUCUUCAAGAACACCUAUGCAGUGCACGUGUGGAACAAGAAAAGCCAGGGGACAAGGCUAGAGAUCACAUCCAAGGCUUUGCUGGCUCAGCUGCAUUCUCAUUUCUGCCCUGCCACGUAUGACAUCAUGAAGAAGGAUGCUGGGCGGCAGUGACU